Mesitornis unicolor (brown roatelo) is the source of this 972-nucleotide messenger RNA. RefSeq names its product testis-specific serine kinase 2 (gene TSSK2). Gene Ontology annotation, molecular function: ATP binding; tau-protein kinase activity; protein serine/threonine kinase activity. The transcript has a single exon. The coding region runs from base 1 to 972 and encodes 323 amino acids. The record is from RefSeq and is a predicted model, not a curated record. Gene Ontology annotation, biological process: intracellular signal transduction; protein phosphorylation; microtubule cytoskeleton organization. Gene Ontology annotation, cellular component: cytoplasm. Lineage: Eukaryota; Metazoa; Chordata; Aves; Mesitornithiformes; Mesitornithidae.
AUGGAUGAUGCUGGAGUGCUCGUAAAGAAAGGCUACAGCCUCAUAAAACUGAUAGGAGAAGGCUCUUACAGCAAAGUGAAAUCCGCCUACUGCGACCGGCUGAAAUGCAACGUGGCCAUCAAGAUAAUCGACAGAAGGAAAACUCCUCGGGACUUACUGGAAAGGUGUCUCCCCAGGGAAAUAGAGGCUUUGAGACGUUUGCACCACCCCUCAAUCAUCAAAACCUAUGAAAUUUUUGAGACAUCAGUUGGGAAAGUGUACAUAGUGAUGGAGCUGGGGCAAAAGGGAGACCUCCUGGACUACAUCAAGAACAUGGGAGCUAUGAAAGAGGAAGUCGCUUGCACGAUGUUUCAGCAGUUGGCUUCUGCCAUCAAGUAUUGCCGCGACUUGCACUUUGCUCACAGGGACCUGAAAUGUGAGAACAUCCUUCUCGAUGAACACCUCAACAUCAAGCUGUCAGACUUUGGCUUUUCCAAAUUCUUGUCUCAGGAUGAAAACGGAGAAAUUAUUCUCAGUAAAACCUUCUGCGGGUCUGUUGCGUACGCAGCCCCUGAAGUGCUAGAGGGCAUUCCUUGUGACCCCAGGAUUUCUGACAUAUGGAGCUUAGGUGUCAUCCUAUAUACAAUGGUCUACGCUCUAAUGCCCUUCGAUGACUCCAAUGUCAAGAAAAUGAUCAGUACCCAGAAAGAACACAGGAUUUCUUUCCCCAACACAAAACACCUGACUGUAGAGUGUCAGGACCUCAUUUACCACUUACUCCAGCCCAAUGUGUCUCAGAGGCUGAGCAUAGAUGAAGUUUUGAAACACUCAUGGUUGCAGAUUUCAAACUCCGCGAUCCCUGCCCUUCCGCCAGCAGCAGAGGAGGGUGAGCAUUCUCAAAACCUGCAUGAAGGAAAGCCUGAGCACAAGCAGCAAGCCCAGUCCUAUUCUGCAGACAGAAAAGAAGAGGAGAAGGAAACAGGAUCCUCUUAA